AUGCAUCUACAUGAGGCACUCAAACCCCGUCCCGAUGGCCCAGGGAACGAGCUCGAUCCCGAGCUUGUCCAACUGCUGACGCGCAUGUUCGCGCGUCUGGCGAACGAAAAGAAACUUCGGCGUCUGACCAUGGACGGCAUGGACCUCAUUGCUGAGCACCCGGCGCUCAUGGAGACCAUCGCCACGCUCCCCGAGCUCGAGGAUAUCCAGUUUUUCUUGUUGCCGCCGAAAGCUGUUACAGGAUUCGCGCUCAAACUUAAGAGCAGGCCCCACAGAUUCACGUUGUCCCAGAUGCAGUUCUGCGGAGAAGAUUCUAGCAUCGCCGACAUCCUGAACUACAUGGCACCAUCCAGCACUCCAGUCGCAGAUGAAGAGACGCACAACGCGAACAGCCCGGCCACUGAAGUUGUCCAACACGGUGUCCUCGCGUCACUCUCUUCCCUAAAGUUUCUCUAUGUAUCUCUUUUAAUUUAUCCCCCAUCCGCGCCGCCCCUGGUUGGCUGCUUGCAAUUUUGCUCUGUAGACGAACUGGCUCUUGUGGAUGGCUUUGUGCGGAUGGAUUCGGUGUUCCAUGCGUUCCCUAAGGUCCGCAGGUUGACCCUACGCUUCCCUGAGGACACGAAUUACCACGACGAAUCUGGUCCUACUCCCCGGCGGGAUCUGGACCACCUCAACAUCUCCGUCUCUUCGUUCGCGCUGUGGCAGACCAAGUCACUCGUCUCAUGGCUAGAACUGGACCUUCAGGACUGCAAACUCACGCCUCACAUUCCAUGGCAGGAAAUGUCCCCCGUCGCGCUAACGGUACAUUACAAAAUUCUCAAGGGACACAACCGGGAUUUCUGGCGAGAACUGGUGACGGUGAUACCCCACACAGUGAGAUCGUUUGAGCUCAUACUAGCGAUGGACAUGAUGCCCUGGGACACCGGUCAUGCCAGCCACACAAGUGACGUCUUCUUUCUGCUCGAUCUAGUGAGGAUCGUCCUGGAGGAACUUGCACACGCGAGUUUGCCCCUCGUAUACCUCCGCGUGUACUGUGUGAUACUUGAUGAACACAUAGACCACGACACCACCAUUGACCCCCUGAGAUUGAUCCCGUGGGAAGUGAAGGAGCACCUGCCGGGAUUACAGUACCUCUCGCUGGGAGUCGGUGAGUGGAUAAAUCACCACCUGACGCCUUUCCUCCCCACGAAUGAUCCCAAGUGGCGGUACUCUUGGUGGCGAUUCUCAGAAGACGAUGAGGAGGGGAGAUAUAUGCCUGUCGCUGUCGGAGAGCGGCUGAGAAAGGAGAUGUUCAUGCGAGGUUGCGACUUCAAGUCGCUCGCGAUGAGGGAGGUUCAGUUGAGCAAGAACAUAGGCGAUACGGACUGGUUGCAAUUAUAA
Molecule: messenger RNA, 1380 nt
Organism: Sparassis crispa
Lineage: Eukaryota; Fungi; Basidiomycota; Agaricomycetes; Polyporales; Sparassidaceae
Exons: 3
Coding region: 1-1380 (459 amino acids)
Source: RefSeq, a predicted model, not a curated record